Tigriopus californicus is the source of this 1397-nucleotide messenger RNA. RefSeq names its product lys-63-specific deubiquitinase BRCC36-like. The transcript has 5 exons. Gene Ontology annotation, molecular function: metallopeptidase activity; polyubiquitin modification-dependent protein binding. Gene Ontology annotation, biological process: double-strand break repair. Gene Ontology annotation, cellular component: BRISC complex; BRCA1-A complex. The record is from RefSeq and is a predicted model, not a curated record. The coding region runs from base 26 to 904 and encodes 292 amino acids. NCBI's taxonomy places the organism in Eukaryota, Metazoa, Arthropoda, Copepoda, Harpacticoida, Harpacticidae.
CUUAAAUAGAUCUGAAAUUUUGACCAUGAUCGAGGCCGUGAUCCUGAGUGCCCAGGUUCAAGAGGCCAUUGUUCGCCAUGCCAUGGUCACCGAGAAGGAGGAGAUCAUGGGAUUCUUGUUAGGCCAAGUCGACGAAGGCGGCUCGAGACUCGUGAUCACGGGUUUGGAUGCCACGGUUCGAAGCGACCGAAAAUCGGAUCGCGUGGAAGUGUCGCCGGAACAGGCGGUGGCCAGUUCGGAAAAGGCCGAGCAAAUCGGAUUGAGAGUCCUGGGUUGGUACCACUCGCAUCCCCACAUCACGGUGUGGCCGUCCCACGUGGAUUUGCGAACCCAGUUCAGUAUGCAGCAAAUGGAUCGGGAUUUCGUGGGGAUCAUCUGCUCAGUCUUUUGUCGACUGGAUUUGAAUGACGCCUCCCAAAGCCAUCCGAAAAAGCGUCGGGCACUCAAUCCAAAGGGCGAACGUCGAGCUAUGCUGGCCCAGCAAGUCAAGAUGACGUGUUUUCAAGCAUCACGGGCGGAUGAUGGGUCUUUGGUGAAGCGGGACAUUCAGAUCGUAGUUCAGUCUCAUCAGCCCACCCUAACCGAUGACAUGGCCGUGCAAUGUCAGGCCAUCUUGUACGCCGAGCUCGUUCAAGAGCGUCAAGCUCGACUCGAGAAGUUGAAUCGCCAUCCGAGUGGCGUGAUCACAGAGAAACGCCCGGAACUUAUCAUGAGUCGCGACCAGAUUAAAUUAGAAUUUGCUUUGGCUCAUCAUCAGCUUGUGCAAGACUACAGUAUUCCCAUGGCUCAAGCCUUGAUUCAAGACACGGCCAAUAUCGAGUUGGAGAUUCGAACCCUGACUCGGGAGAAAAACCGGCUACGGGCACAACUCCGAGGAGAACAAGUUCGAAUGGACACGGCCUGAUGUCGUUUUAGUCCCAUGGGUGUCGUGGUCCGUCAACUGUUUUAUCGAAUAUAAAUCGUUUCUGGCGUCAAACAUGACGCCGGCCGGCCGAUUUCUACUCAGCUGCUCCUAACGACACAUGUGGAUAUGUUUUACCAUGUGCCGAGUACCCAUAAUUUCUCGGUCGAGGGAUGGGUUAGGUCAUGAACGCCUGGAAUAUGGACGGGGGCGCUGAGGUCGACAACAAGUCUGAUUCCGCACCUCUCAAAUUAGUCUUGCCAACAAAACCACACUAGAUUGGAGUGAAUACAGAUGCCGUAUCAAAUGCUACCAAAGUUCAAAAGUGGACCAUUUUGCCCAAAGAUUUCACUGUGGCUGGCGGAGAGUUGGGACCAACUAUGAAAAUGAAACGGUUUUUCAUUUACGAUAAGUACCAAGACGCCAUUGAUCGUAUAUAUUCAACUUGAGCGGGAAGAUUGUUUAGAUAUUUCGAAAUAAACCGAAAGUUCAUUGA